Messenger RNA from Lipotes vexillifer (Yangtze River dolphin), 1818 nucleotides. It is a transcript of the gene EDEM1, whose product is annotated as ER degradation enhancing alpha-mannosidase like protein 1. Gene Ontology annotation, cellular component: membrane. Gene Ontology annotation, molecular function: mannosyl-oligosaccharide 1,2-alpha-mannosidase activity; calcium ion binding. Gene Ontology annotation, biological process: mannose trimming involved in glycoprotein ERAD pathway; endoplasmic reticulum mannose trimming; carbohydrate metabolic process. Lineage: Eukaryota; Metazoa; Chordata; Mammalia; Artiodactyla; Lipotidae. The record is from RefSeq and is a predicted model, not a curated record. The coding region runs from base 22 to 1818 and encodes 598 amino acids. The transcript has 14 exons.
GCCCGCGGCGCCCGCGCGACCAUGCAAUGGCGAGCGCUCGUCCUGGGGCUGGUGCUCCUCCGGCUUGGCCUCCACGGAGUGCUGUGGCUCGUCUUCGGGCUGGGGCCCAGCAUGGGCUUCUACCAGCGCUUCCCGCUCAGCUUCGGCUUCCAGCGCCUGAGGGGCCCAGACGGCCCCGAGUCUCCCGCCUCGGGCUGCGGCCCGGGCCACUGGGGCUACGUGCUGGGCGGCCGGGGCCGCGGCCGGGACGAGUAUGAGAAGCGCUACAGCGGCGCCUUCCCGCCGCAGCUGCGCGCCCAGAUGCGCGACCUGGCGCGGGGCAUGUUCGUGUUCGGCUACGACAACUACAUGGCGCACGCCUUCCCCGAGGACGAGCUCAACCCCAUCCACUGCCGCGGCCGAGGACCCGACCGCGGGGACCCUUCAAAUCUGAACAUCAAUGAUGUCCUAGGGAAUUAUUCACUGACUCUUGUUGAUGCGUUGGAUACACUUGCAAUAAUGGGAAAUUCAUCCGAGUUCCAGAAAGCAGUCAAGUUAGUGAUCAACACAGUGUCAUUUGACAAAGAUUCCACCGUCCAAGUCUUUGAGGCCACGAUAAGGGUCCUGGGAAGCCUUCUUUCUGCCCACAGAAUAAUAACUGACUCCAGGCAGCCCUUUGGUGACAUGACGAUUAAGGAUUAUGAUAAUGAGUUGUUGCAUAUGGCUCACGACCUGGCCGUGCGGCUCCUCCCUGCCUUUGAAAACACCAGGACAGGGAUCCCCUACCCUCGGAUAAUUGUUGAAACACUGUAUGUUCAGGAAGCUCUGACCACCCAUGCUGCUGAUAGGACCGAUAAAGACGUGAGCGCCACUCAUUCAUCCCUCCUCUUUCCUGUGAGGGACAAAAGCAAUGUUGUGAACAUUCAGACGGGCCAUUGGGUCGGAAAGCAGAGUGGCUUGGGUGCCGGACUGGACUCCUUCUAUGAAUACCUCUUGAAAUCUUACAUUCUCUUUGGAGAAAAAGAAGACCUAGAAAUGUUUAAUGCUGCAUAUAAGAGUAUUCAGAACUACUUAAGAAGAGGUCGGGAAGCCUGUAACGAGGGGGAAGGGGACCCGCCCCUCUACGUCAACGUGAACAUGUUCAGCGGGCAGCUGAUGAACACGUGGAUUGACUCUCUGCAGGCGUUCUUCCCAGGACUGCAGGUUCUGAUCGGAGACGUGGAAGAUGCCAUCUGCCUGCACGCCUUCUACUACGCCAUAUGGAAGCGCUACGGGGCCCUCCCCGAGAGGUACAACUGGCAGCUGCAGGCCCCCGACGUGCUCUUCUAUCCGCUGAGACCCGAGCUGGUGGAGUCUACGUAUCUCCUGUACCAGGCAACCAGGAAUCCCUUCUACCUCCAUGUAGGAAUGGACAUUCUGCAGAGUCUGGAAAAGUACACAAAAGUCAAGUGUGGCUACGCUACGCUGCAUCAUGUCAUCGACAAAUCCAAAGAGGACCGGAUGGAGAGCUUUUUCCUCAGCGAGACCUGUAAAUACUUGUAUCUGCUCUUUGAUGAGGAGAAUCCAGUACACAAAUCUGGAACCAGAUACAUGUUUACAACUGAGGGACACAUUGUAUCUGUGGACGCACAUCUCCGGGAGUCACCCUGGAAGGAGUUCUUUUCUGAAGAGGGAGGGCGCGACCCAGUGGGAAAGUCGGGGCACAGACCGAGACCUCAUGAGCUAAAAGUCAUCAACUCCAGCUCCAAUUGCAAUCGUGUUCCUGACGAGAGGCGAUAUUCCCUGCCCUUAAAGAGCGUCUACAUGCGACAGAUUGACCAGAUGGUUGGCUUGAUUUGA